AUGUCCACCUUGGGGAUUCCAAUGUCAGGUUCUAGGGCUGGGCUGGAAUGCUAGCCUUCAGAAUUCGAAUAGACCGUCCACUAUGUCAUUGGCGAAGUAACUAGUCUUUGCACUAUAGCGUCUCCUGUCCUAUUCCGUCAUCAUACAACCUACUUCAGAAACUCGCGGUGUUCCAGAUGACGUUACCGCCAGAUCCCAGCACGGUCACGUCGUGGCAGCACCAGAUUCCCUGGUGGUUGACCCUCGUGCCAUGGGCUGGAAUAGCGGCCGGCACGCUGCUCCUUGCGUAUCGCCUGGUGUACGCGCCGUACCGCAUCGUGCGGCAGUGCAAGAAGCAAGGCAUUCCGUUCCUGCCGUUCAAGCCUUUCAUUGGUCAAGCGCUCGACCUCUACAGCCCUCCCCCGCCUUCUGCUCCGCCCUCCCCCGACCAACCUCCCCCGUCUGACUUCCCCUCCUCCCCCCCCUCCCCCGACUCGCCCCCCUCCACCCACGGCCCCGCUGUGUUCAUUCCGCGGCUGCACGAGUGGCGCCAGCAGUACGGGGACGUCGUUGGGUUCACUGUAGGGGGGACGGUGCAGCUGCUUGUUACGGAUCCUUCACUAGUGAGACAGGUCCUCCUAUCCAGCAGUGGUCGCUACACCAAGACGGCGGGGGCGCGCAAGGCGCUCAGGCUGCUGGGGAAGGGCCUGCCUCUCUCAGAAGGCUCGCUGUGGGCCAAACAGCGGCGCAUUGUGAACCCCGCCUUCCGACCUGCUGCUAUCAAGGAGAUGGUUGGCAUCAUGGACCAGCAGGGUCGCCUCCUGGCCCACACGUGGCAGGCACAGAUGCAGCAGCAGAACGUGGCACAGGGGGAGGGGCUGUCGUCUACCAGCCGUGACAGUAAAGAGGGGAGAGGGGAGGGAGGGCAGGAGCGUGCUUAUAUAAAGGGUGCUUCAAUGGAGGUGGAUGUGCAGGAGAGCAUGUCGAGUGUGGCUCUGGAUGUGAUCGGCCUGGCGGCGUUUGGAUCCACUGUGAUGCACGAGGGCGGAAAGGAGGGCGGACAGGAGUAUGGGGAAGGGAAGGAGGAUGGCAGACUCGUGGAUGGAGAAGGGGGUCGGGAGAACAGGGAACGAGUGGGCAAGGCAGAUGCAGCAGCAGCAUAUGCAGCAGAUGCAGCCCCAGAUCCAGUGGCGCUGUACAACGCGCUGUCGAAGCUGGCAGAGCUGGGCGCCAAAAUGGUCUUCUCCUGGCGCUCCCUCGUGCCCUGCUACGACAUCUUGCCACUUCCAGAAAACUUCGCCCUCUGGGCAGCGGAGACGAAAAUCCGCAACCUGACCCUGCACCUCAUAGGCAAGAGGCGGGCAGCACUGCAUGGCCAAGGGGGUUCCACAGGGCGUGCAGCGCGAGACCUGCUGGCGCUGAUGCUGGCGGCGCAUGACGAGGCGGGCAAUGAGCAGAUGACGGACCAGCAGCUCGUGGACGAAUGCAUCACCUUCCUCCUCGCUGGCCAUGGCACCACGGCGCGCCUGCUGACGUGGACUUUCUACCUGCUGGCGAAGCAUCCUGACUGGCAGGAGCGGCUGAGAGCAGAGCUCAAGGAGGCGCUGACUCAGCAGAGGGCAUCUGACGCAUCAGCAGGUGGAACAGCAGCAGGAGCAGGGGCAGAGGCAUGUGGAGGGGACGCAGGAGGAGGGAAAGGAGGAGGGGAGGCAGGAGAGCGAGUGACAUGGGAGGUGGUGGCGGCGCUGAAGGCCAUGGGCAUGGUGCUGAAUGAGAGCCUGCGCAUGUUCCCUCCGGUCUCCUUCAUCGGCCGCACAUGCCAACAGACGUGCAGGCUGGGUCCGUAUGACGUGCCCAGAGGAACGGAUGUGCUCAUCCCCAUUGCCAUGCUGCACUAUGACUCGCGCUUCUGGGGAGACGAUGCCUUGGACUUCAACCCAAACCGCUUUGCCAAAGGUCCAGACGAAGCCUGCUCUCAUCCCCAGGCAUUCCUCCCCUUCGGUUCGGGUCCUCGCAUUUGCAUCGGCAACACGUUUGCUCUUACCGAAGCUAAGGUGGUAUUGGCGCACAUCCUUCGGCAAUUCUCGUGGCGCCUCUCACCGGCAUAUAAGCACUUCCCCAUCAGUGCUGUCACCCUGCGAGCUGGAUUUGGUAUGCACCUCAUAGUCGAGCCGCUGGCAAACCCCUUUUGAAGUUCAGGGCAUACAAUAAAGAGUUGAGGAGGCUACUGAGUACUCCUUCCCAACUACAGUAAUAGCCUAGUAGCCAAGUCCUAGGAAGUGUGACGGGUGUGUUAAACUAAGCUAGGUAGGAGGGAAGCCAUGGAAUGGCGUGAGGUUUAGGAAGGAAAAAGUUGACGAGAGAAAAGAGGUCAGACUAGAAAGAGAGGAAUACAAGGAGGGGAUUGUACCCUCUACAGUAGAGUCCGAUAACCUACCAAACCUACACAAAUAUAUAUAUAUAUAUAUA
Molecule: messenger RNA, 2448 nt
Organism: Closterium sp. NIES-67
Lineage: Eukaryota; Viridiplantae; Streptophyta; Zygnematophyceae; Desmidiales; Closteriaceae
Source: the annotation of a GenBank genome assembly